AUGAGUUCUUCUUUGCAAGUCAUCGUGUGCACAUUUGUGAUUGCUUUCUGCUGCUUUUCGUUGCACAUGGGCUGGGAAAGUCUUGCAGAUGACCUCAUUGAAACUGAGCAUGCAGGGCAGGUGGCACAUGUGCAGAAUCGGCCACCAGUGGACGUCCGGACUGGUCGUGGACGUAGACCGGGACAAACUCAAGAGCUGAAGGAUGCCGUUGCUCAACAAGCUCAGGCACUGGAGGCAGCAAGAUCUGUGAGGUUGCAGGUUGCAGCGCCUGCCCAGUUUGAUGAUGGUGGUUUGGAUUUGCAGGCCUUGACAUUUUGUGCAACCGACUUGCAGGCAAGGCUAUGUCGUUUCGCAAAGCAGCAGAUGUCAAAGCCCGCCAUCCCUGACUCUCAAAAUUCUGUGGCUGCGAUUCUGGAGCACUCCAGUUCCAUGUCGUCAUGGAAGCUAACAGCUGUGGCCGUGAGAUCGAACGUCGACACUAAAAGUGUGCAGAGGGACUAUAGAAGAGCAUCGGAGGCGCUGUUGCAGUCCUCCAGUCUGCUUUGGCAAAUGACUUUGCAACGAAUUCUUGAUAUGUUGUCCAAUGAAAGCUUUGAAGGCCUGGUUCUGAUUCGCAAGCGGCGAUACGAUGAGAGCCCCUUCCGCUUACGUUUGCAGGAGGAGGCAGAUGGAAGCCUUGCUUUGGAUUCUCUAAAGGCUCAGGCUGUUGGAUCUGCAAAAGUGAUGCAGUCAGAACUGGAGUUUGCUGCUCUCAUUCGUCGCAAGGCCCCUAACCAUGAUCACUACAUGUACCAGGAGCUUCAUGGUGAGUGCCUUGCGUGGCUGCACGUAGUCGACAAGACGAGCGCAGAGAAUAUAGCAGAGACACAGAGACAAAUCCAGUGCUCAGUGAAGCUGCCAGAUCACAUAGAAGAUAAGUUCAAGCUGGUUUGUGAUCUUGUGUGCAGCGACCGUUACACUGCAAAUAUUGCAGCAGAGCGAAGUUUGCAAAGCGGGUUGACUGGCUGGGUCAAGAACCACAGUUUUUGCUUGCUGCACAAGGCUGCCGCGAUUCAGACAACACAAUUCAGGCUGAUUUCCGGCCACAUUUCAGGCCUGCUGAGUGUGGCUUUGUCCAUGCAGGCCAGCGGCACCACUGCUCUGUUGAAGGAGCUGCUUUCGCAGCUACUGUCCGACAAGCUCGUAGUGAGGCAUAGUCCACCCCCGGUGCAGUUCCGGCGCCACCAAGAAGCCCUCCACGACUUGUUCCUUCCAAUUGGUGCUCAUUCCAAGUCGGCUUCUCUUCGCAAGAGGCAGCGUGUUAUCUUGUCAGCUUUGAUGAACGGUGACCUGCAGGAUGAAAAUCACGUGAGCUAUUAUACUGAGGAUAGCAGCAUCAACAAAGCCAUGAUUGGGGCUGUGUGGGUGAGAUUCGCUGUUGCCGCCCUUCUUCCACACAAGUGCCCCCAUUUCAAUCGUUCCAAGUGGUUAGGCGGGGAACUAUGUAUCGAAUGGUGUGGGCUCCUCAGCUCACACCACAACCUCCUCGAGCCGCUGGUUCAGCUUUGGGUUUCCCGUACAUCCUCCAUUCCCGUGGGUUUGUUUGUGCGCAAGCAGCAGCAGUCAGAGCAGUCAGAGGCUGUGGGCCGAGCAGGCUGGGACAUGCUGGCAGACCGAGUGGCAGUGGUGCACAACGAGGCCGAGGCUCCACGCAGUGAGGAUGGUCUCCUGGAUCCGGGGCCCCUUCUUGAUGAGGCUGCAAGUCGGCGAGAACAAGAGUCCUCAGACCAAGACCCGAACAUCAACUGGGCAGAAUUUAACAAGGCUAACAAGCGAAAGGCCUUGGCGUGGGUGUCCUGCAGGCCAGGGCCCAUCUUGGUUUGUAUGCGCUAUUGCAUGAGGGCCACCCUGCGCAUCCUGUUCAAGAUCGUUCACUUGGCCUCGGAGGCUUUUGCAAAGCAGCAGUUGGCCAAGGCAUCCAGAGGGGAAGCCCGCGAGGCGGCAGUGUUGGAAUUUUUUUCGGACGCCACGCAGAAUACUUUUGAAGGUGACAUUCGGGAGUUGAUGCAGUCUGCCAUGGCGGGUCUACCUGCCAUCGGUUGCUAUGAGGCGAUGAGGGUGCUUGCUUUCCGAAUGCUAUCUGUGGCCGCUUGUUCCAGUCGUCAAUUGAUUUGGCACAUGGUUUCAGGAUCACCUGUUGCUCUUUUCCGUACUUUGCAGCGCGAGCAAGACGAGAAGUUUGCUCUGCCUUUUUGCCUUCAGGAUGAGCUUACAAUCUCGGUUAUGGCUUUGUAUCACAACCAGCUAGAAUCUGAAGAAUGCUCACAAGUGCUUCGAACAUUGGCCCAGCAUUUUCAUUUGGACAUCCUGGAUUUGGAGCGGAACCACGUCCGAUACGCAGAGCAAUCCAAAGCAAAUCCAUUCACACUUGGACCACAACCUUUGAUACACUCUGUGCCCACUGGGUCCUUCGUCGAGCAGCUCUCCUUCGGCGGCCUUUUGCAGCCAAGGUUCGGAAGAAUGAGUCGAGCUUACCGUGCUUUGAAGGGUACCCCGGACUUCGCCAUGUUCCAGGCCCAGCUGUCAGCUUUGAAAUCUGAGAGCAGACAGCUGACUAUCCAGAACAAAGUGGAACAGGAGUCGGCUCAGGAAGCCAUCGCUUCGACUUCCGAUGCACUUGCUCCGGUGCAUGAGGCAGAGGGAGUGGCAAAGCAAACCCAGAUUUCUGAGCAGCUUGGCUCUGCCUUUGUUUUUACGCCUGGAAAGCCAAGUGUCGCGCAGUUCCAUGCUCCAGCAGACCGCUUUGUCCAGGAGAUUUUCAAGCCAACGUACAGGCAGUUUGCCAGGCAUGGAGUGGGUGUCAACACAGAUCUAGACGAGGCUUGGAAGGAACGCUGUGUGCUCGCGCAACAUCAGCGGGCACCUGCCCUGGAUUCUUCACAUGCAUUCCGCACGAGCACUUGCUGCCAGUUGUGCUUCUGUGUGCAUCAGGGUGAAGGGCUGAAGGCUUUCCGGAUGCACACGAAUAUUGUCCAAUUGCUUAAGCCUCAUAUCCAAGCAAUCCGUCGGAAGAGAAAAAAGGCGGGGGACAUGCUGCCUGCAGAGGCAAAGAAGUCUAAACCCCAGCAUCCAGAAGCCCGGCGUUUGCUCGACAGUGCUAUGCUGGUUUUACGACUUCACGCUGCAACCACUGAUGAGGUGGCCACAGUCACUAGUGAGAAUGCUGGGGCUGCUGGGGAUGCCCCUGCAUCCGGGGCAUCCAUGUCGUGGAAUAGGGCAGCCCAGAGAAUCCUUGUGCUUGCAGAUGAAUCCGAGUUCCCAGGUCCGACCCAAGAGUUUUGGCUCCAUAUUGGCUACAUGAAUCAUAAUUCCAAAGUUUUCACUGUGCUGCCUCUGGUCAAGGAUGCUGCUUGUGGUGUUCAUGCCGACAUGGUGAAACUUGUGGCAAGUGAUCAGAAUGUGCGGGCAUAUCGGUUGUUUGAGUUCUUGAAAGGCCACAUCGAUUUUGAGCAGGCUUGGAGGAUGAGUCUGUACAAGAUUUCUUCUACUUCAGAAUCGUUGACUCAAGCUGAAUUCCGACCUUCAUUCAUUCAUGUCGGCCACUAUCCUGAGAUGCCUGAGAUGGUUUGUUGGCAUGGUUGGUCGCGCAAAGAACGAUUCUAUGGGGGCGGGGGCGGCGGAGGUGGCUCGGGCCCAGGAGGUGGUCGACGUCGACGGGGUGGUGGUGCCACUCGCGGUCACUCUGAUGGGCGCCCUCCUCCUGGUGGUCCUGCUGAUGAAGAUGAAGAAGAUGACGGAGGGGGUGUGGGGUUUGUUUUGCCGCCUGCUGAUGACUCUGACGGUGCUGAGGCUGAGAAUGUGGUGCUGCUGGAUGAAGCCAAAAGCCAGUCUGCCAGUGAUCUGGAGGAUGCUGCCUCCUGGCCCCCUUCAGAUGCGAGUGUGGCUGAUGCAGAAGGCAUAGAGCAAGCCGGCCCCGAUGCUGUGCCAAAUUUCCUGGGAGUAGAUGGGCUUCUCUCAGAGGCCCCAGCUGCUGCUGCAGCAUCCUCAUCCGAUGCCAGGGUGCCUGAGCUCGAGGCAGAUGCAGUGCCGCCUGCGGCACAUCCCGCAGCAGGUCGUGCAGGGGGGGGUGUGCGGUCAGGUGAAGAGAUCAUUCGCGUCGAUGUCGCAGGAGGUCGCCUGGUCUAUUAUGGGGAGUCCCAAGAUCUCAAGGUCUUCUGCACGAAUGCAGGCCACUUGAAUUGUGAGAAGAAGCGAACUGUGAAGCCGGGUGGCCGGAAAGGACAGGGGAGACCGAUCGGUUUCCUGCUCGCUUGGCUUGCCGCUGCAGACAGCUUUGAGGAUGCUAGCAAACAUGUGCACAAGUGCAAACCUACGUUGGCCCAGAGGACGGAAGCAAGAGAGAAAUUUAAAACCGUGAAUGGCUGGCAGGCACUUGCAGAUAAGGAAAGGAAGUGCGGAGAAGGUGAGCCAGAAGAGCCACCGUCUUUCACGUGA
This is a messenger RNA of Symbiodinium sp. CCMP2456, 4473 nucleotides long. The record is from the annotation of a GenBank genome assembly. Lineage: Eukaryota; Dinophyceae; Suessiales; Symbiodiniaceae.